AUGGUGCGGAAAGACAAGAAGCCUAAGAGGUCAACCUGGAAGUUUAGUUUGGACCUUACUCAUCCAGUAGAAGAUGGAAUUUUUGACUCUGGAAAUUUUGAACAGCUUCUGUGGGAAAAGGUUAAAGUCCAUGGGAAAACUGGCAACCUUGGAAAUGUAGUUCACAUUGAACACCUCAAGAAUAAAAUCACAGGGACCAGCAUUGUUUCCGAGAAACAGUUCUCUAAAAGGUAUUUGAAAUACCUCACCAAGAAAUACCUUAAGAGGAACAACCUUCAUGAUUGGCUUCGUGUGGUUGCACCUGACAAGGAGACACAAGCUUCAUUGCUUCCAGAUUAG
Molecule: messenger RNA, 339 nt
Organism: Tupaia belangeri chinensis (Chinese tree shrew)
Lineage: Eukaryota; Metazoa; Chordata; Mammalia; Scandentia; Tupaiidae
Product: 60S ribosomal protein L22-like 1
Exons: 2
Coding region: 1-339 (112 amino acids)
Biological process (GO): cytoplasmic translation
Cellular component (GO): ribosome
Molecular function (GO): structural constituent of ribosome; RNA binding
Source: RefSeq, a predicted model, not a curated record